CCCACACCACCUUGUCGCCAUCGCAACCUUUUCUUCGCUCCUCUCAUCUCUUACUCUCUCUCUCUCACUCACUCUCUCCAUCUCAGUCCAGCCCCCACUCUCAUCUGGUCCAGACCCCAGAGACAUCUCCAUCUGGCUGUUUCCCCCAUUGACGCGUCGCACUCCACGUCGUCACUUCCUGUAGCAGUACCCAACUUUUUAUCUUGCCUACACACACAAAUAGUAUAGUCUACACCAUGGCCGCUGCUCCCCUCGACUUCAAGGACCUCGUCGUCCUCAUCACCGGUGCCGGUGGUGGUAUUGGCAGGGCUUACUCGCACUUCUUCGGCUCGCGCGGUGCCAAGGUCGUCGUCAACGAUGUCGCUCUCGCCCCUGCCCAGAAGGUCGUUGACGAGAUCGUCAAGGCUGGUGGCCAGGCCGUCCCCGCUGUCGGAUCGGUCACCGAGGGCCAGCUCGUCGUCGACCAGGCCGUCAAGGCCUUCGGCACCGUCCACGUCGUCAUCAACAACGCUGGUAUCCUCCGUGACAAGUCGUUCCGCAAGAUGACCGACGCCGAGUUUGACAUCAUCGUCGCUGUCCACCUUACCGGUGCCUUCUCGAUCACCAAGGCCGUCUGGCCCCUCUUCCGUGCCCAGAAGUUUGGCCGUGUCAUCAACACCGCCUCGCCUGCUGGUCUCUACGGCAACGGUGGCCAGGUCAACUACUCGGCUGCUAAGAUGGGCCUUGUCGCCUUCUCGCGCACCCUCGCCAAGGAGGGCGUCAAGUACAACAUCAAGUCGAACACGAUCGUUCCCCUUGCCGCCUCGCCCAUGACCGAGACUGUUAUGCCCCCCGACUUCCUCAAGGCUCUCCAGCCCGAGUGGAUCGCCCCUCUUGUUGGUAUCCUCACCUCCAAGAACGGCCCCGACGUCACUGGCCGCAUCUUCGAGGUCGGAGCCGGCUUCUUCUCCGAGGUCCGCUGGGAGCGCACCAAGGGUGUCAUCUACAAGACUGACGACUCGUUCACCGUCGAGGCCGUCGAGGCCCGCUGGAAGGAGGUCCAGGACUUCACCGACGCCCAGCACCCCACCGACGCCGAGGCCCAGGACAUGCUUGCCGUCGUCGAGGCUCAGCCCAAGCUCCCCAAGAACCCCCAGGGUGCCCCCAUCUCGUUCAAGGACCAGACUGUCAUCAUCACUGGUGCCGGUGCCGGUCUCGGCCGUGCCUACGCUCUCCUCUACGGCAAGCUCGGUGCCAACGUCGUCAUCAACGAUGUCAGCGCUGAGAACGCCAACAAGGUUGUCGAGGAGGUCAAGGCCCUCGGUGCCAAGGCCGUCGCCGCCGUCUCGUCCGCCGAGGACGGCGAGGGCAUUGUCAAGACUGCCAUUGACGCCUUCGGCAAGGUCCACAUCCUUGUUGCCAACGCCGGUAUCCUCCGUGACAAGGCCUUUGUCAACAUGACCCAGCAGCAGUGGGACCAGGUUCUCGCUGUUCACCUCCGCGGAACCUACAAGUGCGCCAAGGCCGUCUGGCCCUACUUCCACGAGCAGAAGUACGGCCGUAUCAUUGUCACUGCGUCGCCCAACGGUAUCUACGGUGCCCACGGCCAGGUCAACUACGGCACUGCCAAGGCUGCCCUCAUCGGCUUCACCAAGGCUCUCGCCGUCGAGGGCAAGAAGUCGAACAUUCUUGUCAACUCGAUUGCCCCUCGUGCUGGUACUGCCAUGACCGAGACCGUCUGGACCAAGGAGAUGGUUGCCAUCUUCAAGCCCGACUUUGUCGCCCCCGUCGUCGCCUACCUUACCUCGGACAAGUACAACCAGACUGCCGGCCUCUACGAGGUGUUUGGCGGUUACGUUGCCCAGGUCCGCUGGGAGCGCAGCUACGGUACCACCUUCCCCAACAACCACAUUGCCACCCCCGAGCAGGUUCUCGCCCGUUGGAAGGACAUCACCACCUUUGACAACAGGUCGACCCACCCCUCCUCGCCCGCCGAGUCGUUCCAGCAGAUCAUGGCCAACUUUGACAAUGUCGAGGAGGAUGCCGAGCAGGACUACGUCGACCCCGAGGACCCCGAGGUCGUCAAGGAGGCCAAGCGCAACUCCAAGACCGAGUCCGAGUUCACCUACACCAACCGCGACGUCAUCCUCUACAACCUCGGCAUUGGCGCCAAGGCCAAGGAGCUCGACUGGACCUACGAGAACGCCGACAACUUUGGUGCCCUCCCCACCUUUGGUGUCAUCCCCCAGUUCGAGGCCCAGGCUGGUCUCAGCUUUGACUUUGUCCCCAACUUCAACCCUGCUACUCUGCUUCACGGCGAGCAGUACCUUGCCAUCAAGGCGCCCAUCCCUACCGAGGGCACCCUCGUCAGCACUGUCCGCCUCCGCGAAGUCCUCGACAAGGGCAAGGCCGCUGCCGUCACCUCGAUCGUCGAGACGCACGACAAGGCCACUGGCGACCUGAUCUUCGUCAACGAGGGCACCGUCUUCCUCCGUGGCUCGGGUGGCUUUGGCGGCAAGAAGGCUGGCUCUGACCGUGGCCCCGCGACCGCUGCCAACGUUCCCCCCAAGCGUGCCCCCGACGCCGUUGUCGAGGAGAAGACUUCGGAGGACCAGGCCGCUCUCUACCGUCUGUCGGGCGACUACAACCCCCUGCACAUUGACCCCUCGUUCUCCAAGAUUGGCGGCUUCCCCAAGCCCAUCCUCCACGGCCUCUGCUCGUUCGGUAUUGCCGGCAAGCACGUUCUCAAGACGUUCGGCGCCUACGAGGACAUCAAGGUCCGCUUCGCUGGUGUUGUCAUCCCCGGCGAGACCCUUGUCACCGAGAUGUGGAAGGAGGGCAACAAGGUCAUCUUCAACGUCAAGGUCAGGGAGCGCAACGCUGUUGCCAUCUCCAACGCCGCCGUCACUCUUGUCCCCGGCGCUUCGCUCAAGUCGAAGCUCUAAGCCUCGGCCAGAGUAGUUGAUGUGUGAUGAGAUGAUCAGAGGAUCGUUGUAGAGUUUGAAAAAUGUAUUGAAUGGCAGUCA
Vanrija pseudolonga is the source of this 3005-nucleotide messenger RNA. RefSeq names its product Peroxisomal hydratase-dehydrogenase-epimerase. Lineage: Eukaryota; Fungi; Basidiomycota; Tremellomycetes; Trichosporonales; Trichosporonaceae. Bases 237 to 2924 code for a protein of 895 amino acids. The transcript is spliced from 4 exons. Gene Ontology annotation, molecular function: oxidoreductase activity. The record is from RefSeq and is a predicted model, not a curated record.